UCUCUCAGAAGGGUAUGAGCUGCAGGAAUUAAAACCUCGACCGCAUCCACCUGAUCAAAAUCACCAAAAGACUUGAUUUUUUCCUCUUCUUUCUUCAUCUUUCGCCUCCUUGGAAGAUCUGUUUCCCUCUCGCCCUCUCCUCGUUGGUAAUAUUGGGAAGUUUCUUGCUCUUCCCAUUUACCCCCCCCACCAAACCUUUCUGUGGGAAUCAAAAGUUGCAGCAGAAGGCCAUCAGAAACUCCAGAAACAGAAGGCAACUCUUGCUGAUACAAUACCCCCCAGAAAAAAGAAGCAGGAAAAAAAAGAAGGAAAGAGAAAGAGAGGCAAAGGAAAGGGUGAAAACAACAUUCUUUUGGGCCAUUUCUAUAUGCUCGUGCGCGGUGAAGAGGAAUCAAGCAACAUGGUGGUCUCAUCCUCAAGCACCGGUGGGUUUUGCUACUCGGACUUAUCUUCUUCCCACAACCCGGCGAUCCAGGCUCAGCCCCAUCUCGUGAGUCAAAUCCCGAGCUACGACUCCGGCUCGGAGAUCUUCAACUUGGCCUCCGGCAUGGACAUGAUCGGCUUCCCCAAGGACAGUCUGCCCAAUCACCCUCCCCAGAACCACGCGCUCUUGUGGAAAGGCAAUAACUUCUUCGCCAAAGCUGUGAGCCCCAACAACAAUAGCCAAAGCGGACCUUCAUCCUCGAAAGCGGCGGCCGCGCUUGAUGACUCGGCGGCGAGCGAAUUCUACCGGCACGAAUUCCACAAGCCUAAUUUUGCGCCGGCCGAUCAGAAUCUGAUGGCGGCGGCGGCAGCGGCAGCAACGACUUCGCAGGACGAUUCAGCAUCCGCUUGGCAAGAGAGCAACAAGCUUGUGGUGGAUGAUUCCUCCAUAAGGUGCGUCUUUCCGUGCGAAGGGAACGAGAGGCCGAGCCAAGGCCUCUCGCUCUCGCUCUCCUCGGCCAAUCCUUCAAGCAUCGGACUCCAAUCCUUCGAACUGAGGCACACCAACACAAGUGGUGGUGGUGGCCAUCACACUGAUCAUCAUCAGCAUCAAGGCGACAUGAGAUCGUUUGCUGCUUCGACUUCGAGAGAAGGGUUCUUCGGGAAGUCCAACUUGGGGAGUCAUAUUCAGCAACAGCAAGUGAUGAUGAUGAUGCAUCAACAAGCCGGGCAGUUCCAGCUGAGGAAUUCAAAGUACUUGGGUCCUGCUCAGGAGCUCCUGAACGAGUUUUGCAGCCUCGGGGCUAAGCAAAGUGAAUUGACAAAGCAUCAAAAGCCCAACAAAAGCAAAGCUUGGGAUGAUCAAGAUGGCGAUAACAGCGGACCAAGCGGGUCCUCAAAGCAACAGUCUCUCGGGUCCCUUGAAUUCAUGGAGUUGCAGAAGAGGAAGACAAAGCUGCUUGCAAUGCUUGACGAGGUGGAUAGAAGAUACAGGCACUACUGCGAUCAGAUGAAGGCCGUGGUGUCGUCCUUCGAGGCUGUGGCGGGGAGCGGGGCAGCCACGGUCUACUCGGCGCUGGCCUCCAAGGCCAUGUCGAGGCACUUCCGGUGCCUGAGGGACGGGAUCGUGGCCCAGAUCCAGGCGACAAAGAAGGCCAUGGGGGAGAAGGACCUCGUGUCCCCAGGGACAACGAGGGGCGAGACCCCGCGGCUGAAGAUCAUCGACCAGACCCUGAGGCAACAGAGGGCGUUCCAGCAGAUGACCAUGAUGGACAACCACCCUUGGCGGCCGCAGAGAGGCCUGCCAGAGCGGUCAGUGUCGGUCCUCCGCGCCUGGCUCUUCGAACACUUUCUUCACCCGUAUCCAAGCGAUGUCGAUAAGCAUAUUUUGGCUCGCCAAACAGGCCUAUCGAGAAGCCAGGUGUCGAAUUGGUUUAUUAAUGCGAGGGUGAGGCUGUGGAAGCCCAUGGUGGAGGAGAUGUACAUGGAAGAAACAAAGGAGCACGACAACAUGGGAUCCUCGGACGGGGCUACGGAUCUCGAAGACGAAGGCCGGCCGAAUAAUCAGAACCGCGAGACCACGCGCGUCGAGGAUCGAAAGCCGACCACAGAUCAGUUGGUCCGGAUCGACUCUGAAUGCCUCUCCUCCAUCAUCACCAGCCCCGACAAGAGCGACCAGCACCACCACUCCAAGAUCGCGGCUGCGAGAACCCCGCAGAGCAACCACCACCACCACUUGCACCCUCAGAGCUCUGGCUUCGGGCGCGUUGGCGAUGCGUAUGGGGGCAUGGAGAUCGACUUCUCGUCCUAUAACCACCACCCGACCUCGGUGGCCCCGUACGGCAACGACGGCGGUGACGCCAGUCACCAGAACUUCAACGGGAACGGGGGCGGCGUGUCGCUGACGCUGGGGCUGCAGCAGCACGGAGGGCCGGGCCAUGGGGUGAGCCUGGCGUUCUCGUCGGUAUCGCAGAGCUCGCUGUUUUACCCUCGAGACCACAUCGAAGAUUGCCACCCGGUUCAGUACUCGCUUCUCGACGGCGAAGGGCAAACCCUGCCCUACAGGAACUUGAUGGGAGCUCAGCUGCUCCACGACUUGGCCGGUUAGAAUGGAGAUAGGAAAAACCAAAAUUGCUGCACUCUUCAAUAUGGAUAUAUCUGGUAGGGGUUUUAUCAUGAAAGAUGACGAUAUAUGUGUUAGAUUAUAUAUUUAGGUAUAGAUUUGAAUACCCCAUACAUGCACCCAAAAAAAAAAAAAAAAUAGUAUUUCUAGACGAACUUUUGCUAGGUGCUAGAUGCUUGCUAUGAAUCUUUUUAGCCAAUUUUCAUGCAUAUGGUUGGCAACUUCGCUAUCA
Messenger RNA from Rhodamnia argentea, 2777 nucleotides. Its product is annotated as homeobox protein BEL1 homolog. NCBI's taxonomy places the organism in Eukaryota, Viridiplantae, Streptophyta, Magnoliopsida, Myrtales, Myrtaceae. The record is from RefSeq and is a predicted model, not a curated record. The transcript has 4 exons. Gene Ontology annotation, molecular function: DNA-binding transcription factor activity, RNA polymerase II-specific; RNA polymerase II cis-regulatory region sequence-specific DNA binding. Bases 368 to 2530 code for a protein of 720 amino acids. Gene Ontology annotation, biological process: regulation of transcription by RNA polymerase II.